Molecule: messenger RNA, 3809 nt
Organism: Xenia sp. Carnegie-2017
Lineage: Eukaryota; Metazoa; Cnidaria; Anthozoa; Malacalcyonacea; Xeniidae
Product: transient receptor potential cation channel subfamily V member 6-like
Exons: 9
Coding region: 686-3211 (841 amino acids)
Biological process (GO): calcium ion import across plasma membrane
Cellular component (GO): membrane
Molecular function (GO): protein binding; calcium channel activity
Source: RefSeq, a predicted model, not a curated record
AAUAUGCCGUUAACUUUAUGCUCAGAUAAAAAUCGUCUUAAAACCGCAAUUUUCCCCUUUGAAGUUUAUAUGCUGACAAUGACCAAGAGUUAAAGUUGCAGUUGAAUUGGGCAUAUCAAAAGUCAAAAAUGCAGUCAGACAAUGCAGAGAAAUCCUGUGGAGCAACAGAAAACGGAGUUCCUUCUUUGAAUGAGCGAAACAUGACAAUUGUACGAAAGAUCGCUAACGAUUGGCAAAAGCUUACACCCAAAAGGCAGACAAGAAAGCGUUACAUGAAGUACGAAGAAAUGUUAAUGCAAGAGAUCCCUGGAGCAAGUAAGAAGACGAAUCAAGCAAUGCACGCUGUUUUAGAGAGUGACUUAGAAGAUACAGAAGAUGAAAAAGGAAGAGGAAUGGGCGCAACAGUCAAAGUCAGGAACCAUGCUUUAAUUCAUUAUAUCGCUCAACUUGCAAGUUCAAAUAACGAUAACGACACGUUUGAUUUCUCAUUUGUUGAGUCUCUAUUAAAAAAUGGUGCAGAUAUAAAUGCCCGCGAUAAACAUGGUCAGACAAUAUUUCAUGAAGUAGCUCGAAGCUGGCAUCUAGAUGUUGCACAAUUUUGUUAAAAAAUGGUGCUCGUAUCGAUCAGCAAGAUAAAUUUGGUCGUGCUCCUCUUCAUGUGGCAGCUGCUGUAGACUAUGCUAAGAUGGUCGAGUUUCUCAUCAAUAAUGGAGCCGACGUUAACAUAAAAACAAAUGGAGAAGGACAGUCUCCAAUACAUUUUGCCGCCAAAAAUGAUGCGUGUCUUUCUCUUAAAAUGUUGAUGGCUUAUGAUGCUGACAUGGGAGCAAGAGACUAUCAAGAUAGAACACCACUACAGGUGGCGGCAGAAAUGAGCCGAUCCAAAGCAGCAAAGCUUCUUAUAGAUAUGGGAGCACCAGCAGGAGUUUAUGAUAUGAAAGGCGAAGUUGCAUUGUCACUCCUCAUCCUAAAGAUGCCUGAUGUUGCUUUGAUUGCCUUGGACCAGUUUCAUUCAGAAGAUAUGAUCAAUAGAAAAGAAUAUUACUUUUUGAACUAUCUCGAGGGACAAAGACUGUCUGAGGAAGCAAACAGUGGUGCCCGUACACCUCUGGAAGUUGCGAUUCAAAGGCAACAAUUUGACAUAGUUAUGCAUCCUGUCAUGCAACGCUUGGUUUAUAUGAAAUGGAAAAAAUUUGGAAAGCGAGGAGCGUGGCUUGAUCUUGCAACAAAUCUACUGUUUUCCAUCCUUUGGACGAUUCUUGGUGUAACUCUACCAAACAAUGCCAAUGAAUUAUACGAACCAAUCAGCAAACGAUGGUGGCGAUUAUUGUUAGCUAUUCUUGUAAUGCUUCUGACAUUUUUGGAAAUAUUUAAACAGAUGGCUUCUAUUUAUCGUGUUAAAAAAGACCUCUCCUCCUGGAAAAGUUAUCGCGAAAAAGAACUUGAGCGAGAUCUUCCAUUUUGCCAUCCAAGGUGGCCUGAUGAAAAAAAAUAUCUUGACGGCGAGAUAAAAGCUGUACGAGAGGAAAGGUUACUAAGCUCCCAAGAUGGCUGGUUCUAUAUAGAUUGGUUUGCCCUUGUUCUAAUCAUGGCGUCUGCAAUAACUCAUGCAACAUUUUUCUUUUUAAACACAUCACAAGUGUAUGAUAUUCAUAUUCGGUCCAUCUGUCUAUUGCUUAUUGUGAUAUGGUUUCGAAUAAUGAAAUACGCGCGACCUUUCAAAGGGCCUGGACCUUUCGUCGCUCUUUUUAGCCAUAUGUUGGUGGACAUCCUAAAGUGGGUGUUUUUAUUCUUAGUUUUUUUCAUUCCAUACUCGGCUUGUUUCUGGAUGAUAUUUGGAGCUUAUAGUAAGAAUCCAGUUGAUGAUUAUGACACACUUCCUGAACUUUUAUAUUCAGUGUUUGGUAUGACAGUGUUGGACAACUACGAGUUUAAAGAACUUGAGAAAAGAGACGCCGUCAUGGCAAGAGUUUUAUGUGGCACAUAUAUCUCAAUAUGCUCCAUUAUUAUCCUUAAUUUGUUAAUUGCUUUGCUUGCCGACACGUUUACGAGAGUUUACGAGAAUGCAAUCGAAAAUGCAGCGAUGCAACGAGCAAAGACAAUCUUGAAUCUAGAACAAUCGUUGAGAAAAUCGCAUCAGAAGCGUUACUAUGAUUUUAUAAGAGAACAUUGCAGUCCUGAAGUUAAAGACUACGAUGCACAAGAUGACGCAGGUAAUGAACGCCACAAAAAGAGACAUAUGGAAGAAAUGCGGUUACAAGUUAAUGACAUUUACCAGUUGAUCAACGAAAGAUUUGGUAAAAGAUUUGGCGAAUCGCAAAAAUCUGAUUUGGACGAAUUAAUUGAUAAAAUGACAAAUGUAACAAAGGAAACAGCAAAGAUCAGAACCUCUGUACAACUGACCAUGUUAAGGCUGAAGGCCUUAGAACAAGGAGUAAAAACUCUUCAAGAUACCGCACCUGUAGCGAAUGGCACCAUCACCAAACUUAUAGCUGACGUACGCAGACCUUCUCACAUGAGUUUGCCUGCAUUUGUACCUGAAAAGAAAUCAAAAAGCGGUAAAACAUCAAAGAAACGAUUUAUGUCCGAGCCAGAUAUUCAAAAGAAACGUGAGCGCAGUUUUACUGAUGAGAAAUAUGCAACAUUAGUACAGCAAAAAAGACCAUCAUCACGUGGGUCUGGGAGAUCAGUGGACAUCAACAACCGCAGACAACGAGAUUCGGCCAUACAUCAAUCACGUGAUAACAUGGACGAGGAUGUUAUAGUUAGGGAACGGAAAGAAAUGAUGAGGAAAAGGGAAGACCAAGCACGUGAUCACCAACUAAUGACGUCAGAACAUCGUGAUGAAUAUGACACAGUUAGUGGAACUGACGAUGCUAUUGAGCGUGCGCAGCCAACCACUUCGCAUAUGGUACAUGUCACGUCCUCAGAAGAUGAGAAUGCAAUAAACGAAAAGAGUUCGCUCAUGGAAAUGGACGACAAAAAAACACAAGAAAAAAAAGGAAAGUUGAGCAAACAAUCUUCUACAAGUACGAUGCCAAAACCUUUAGCUGAUGUGUAUAAAAAAGCUAAACAACAAGGAAGAUUUUCGAGCGAUAGUUCACAUCUUGAGGAAGAAAUGAUAUCACGUGGGUUGACGUCAUCGAUGCCUGCGCCAAUGUCAACUCCUGGAGAUCUAUCUGAUACUUCAUAUAUCACAACAGAUAAUUGAAACCAACGCAGUAAUUUAUUGAAAAAAUACAUUUAGGUAAAAGACAUUUUUAUGUUGGAAUUAAAACAUCUCAUGUAAAAAACUAAGAAAAACAUAAAGCGACAAUUGUAUACAUAUAUAUAUAUAUUGUAAUGUGAAGGAUCAUUUAAACGGUAAGUGAUUAGAAAUUCAUUAAGUCUUGACGUUUUUGAGACGUUGGUAUGGUAAACACAGUCAAUUCCUCAUCACUCGCAAACGUAAGAAAAGCAGCAGAGAUUAUUUAAGCAAUGCUUUUGAAAGUUGUUUUUUUCAUGAACUGUUGUGAAAACAACACAAAAGUUAUGAAAAAGCUAUGUUUCGGGUUACUAACAUUAAAAUAAAUUCUUAAAUGCCGCAAAGUAAUGUCAGCGAUAGUAGAAAUCUGAUGUUAAAACAGUCUUCUUACAUACUCAAGUAAAGUGUCUUCAUGAAGAGUGAUUUCAUUUUAAAUAUUUUUUGUACAUACUAUAGUAUUUAACAGAAUUCAACACUUUUUCUCCAGUGAACUGCACCAAUCACAGAUAAACAAUAACCAAGACAAUGUAUCAUUUAUGAAAUAAACAUAUAUUAUUAACAAUAA